AUAUAUAUAUAUAUAUAUACACACGCACACAUUCUUAUAUAUACACACAGUAUAUACAUACGCGCACACCUCAGUACGUAUGUAGAUGUGUGAAGCCCUGAACAAACAAACGUAAUCAUGCUGUCAACUAACUUAGAUCACAACAGUUCGAUGAGAGAGAAAGAAAAGAACUGCAUGGCAGCCACUACUUCCAUUACCAAUAACAACACCAUCAGCGAUUGUCACAACAUUAAUGACCAUACCAGCCACAACACCGAUGUUAGUUGUAGCAGGUGGCAGUCGGGUUAUUUUACCAACAGGAGUAUACUGAAUAUAUUGGUUCUCGUUCUGGUGUCCAGUUGGUGUUUGUCCAGCUGCCUGGUUACGGCCAAGUCGUUGAAUAUGGAUACUGUCGAUAACCUGGCCGUACCUGACCACUUGGACGGUGUGAAAAUGGAACAAGAUGGCCAUUUAAACCAGAGGUUCCGACAGGAAAUAUUCAUGGGAGACCUGGAGGAUUUGGACGAAAUGCCGUAUGAGGCUCGACGAGCUAAACUUGAUGAAGUCUUUGAGAAGGCUGAUACUGAUAGUGAUCAAUACCUUGACUUGAAAGAACUGGAAGAAUGGAUACAGCGAAAACUAGAAGAACAUUUAGAUGAAGCUUCCAAUGAAACGGAAAAGAUGUUUGCAUAUCUUGAUUCAAAUAAAGACGGUUUUGUUGACUGGGAAGAAUACUUUCGCAAGUAUUUGGAGGCCCGAGAGUACAACAAACCAAUGAUUGACAAUUAUGUGAAAAAGCUUGGUGGUCUGGACUUUAACGAGACUCUUUUGGAAUAUAUUCCACUGAAAAAGACUGAAGACAGAGCCGUUUUGAUGAGGUACCAGAACCGUUGGUAUGAUGCUGACGAAGACACCCAGGACAACAAACUAACCAAGGAAGAGUUUCUUAAGUUCCGUCACCCUGAGCACCGUGAGGACUCUACACUAGAGAUGGCUGAGAGUAUUCUUAACAGCCUUGAUAAGAACAGAAAUGAGAAGUUGACAGUGGAUGAAUUUAUUGCCCUACCCCCAGGAAUCGUGUCUGAAACUGAAGCUAAAGACGACCGCCAAUGGCAAGAUGAACGAAAAUAUGAAUUUGAGAAUUACAUUGAUUCCAACAAAGAUGGCAUUGUCGAUGUGGUGGAAUUAAAGCACUAUCUUAACCCUCGUAACCCAGUCCAGAUAAAGAAUGAAGCUGUGGCCAUCCUCGAGAUGAUAGAUGAUAAUAAUGAUAAACACCUGUCCAAGGAAGAAGUCCUGCACCAUGAAUCUGAGUUUAUCUCCAGCAAAAUGGUAGAGAUUGCUAGAAACUUCCAUGAUGAAUUUUAGAAGCCGAACAAAAAUUUUCCAGUUUUUUCAACUUUUUUUUUUUACUAAAAUCUAUUACAUAUCUGUUUGAGACUUUGCUUUCAACAAAAGAUCAUAUAUAUGCAUAAAUACACACACACACUCACACAACAGACAUGCAUAUAUAUGUUUAUAUAUAUAUAUGCAUACAUACAUACAUCUCUGUAUGCAUUUAAAUUUAUAUUUAUAUAUAUAUAUAUAAAUAGAUCUGUAUAUAUCAAA
This is a messenger RNA of Octopus bimaculoides (California two-spot octopus), 1587 nucleotides long. RefSeq names its product 45 kDa calcium-binding protein. Gene Ontology annotation, molecular function: calcium ion binding. Gene Ontology annotation, cellular component: endoplasmic reticulum. Lineage: Eukaryota; Metazoa; Mollusca; Cephalopoda; Octopoda; Octopodidae. The record is from RefSeq and is a predicted model, not a curated record. Gene Ontology annotation, biological process: calcium-ion regulated exocytosis.